This is a messenger RNA of Medioppia subpectinata, 348 nucleotides long. Lineage: Eukaryota; Metazoa; Arthropoda; Arachnida; Sarcoptiformes; Oppiidae. The record is from the annotation of a GenBank genome assembly.
AUGGUUAAUAAUGCGUCCAAACGGUGGCCAAAUCACGACAUAUCGACGCUAAAACUCUUGCAGUUAGUGCACAGACACGGCGAGAGAUCGCCCACCAGUUUUCCGCCCAACGAUCCCUUCAAAAACACCAAAUAUUGGGUCGAAGGGAUCGGCGAACUGACCACUAAAGGCAAGUAUCGUAUGUAUAAAUUGGGAGAAUUUAUACGACAAGAAUAUAACGACUAUUUCGGCGACAAAUACUCGCCCCGAGAGGUAUACGUCCGGAGCUCUAUAACCGAUCGGUGCAUCGAAAGCACGUCUAGUCUAUUGGCCGGCCACAUUUGUCAUGCGGCGAGUGGUGAGGGCUGA